AUGGCUGGUUCGGACUCCGCAGUAGACCAUACGGAGAAGUCUCUGGUCCAGACAGCUAGAGCAUGGGGCGAGAACGCCUUCCCGCCUACUCUACUGGCCUCUCUUAUCACCGCACAGCACAUGCGCCCAUUCCAACCACUGCCUAUGCUAUUCCCUCCUCUCCUUCUCUUCUCGAGCUAUGCCAACCUUCAAGGAUUCAAAACCGACACUGCGGGUAUUAGCGCCGCCUGGUCUGGGCUCUACCUCCUGCUUGCGGGGCGGCGCAAGCAGCCGUUCAUGAAGAAAUGGGGCGCUCGGGGCAUUGUGCGCGGCGUGACCAUGGGUCUUUGCUUGGUCAACAUGGUGAGUGGGGGACUUGCCUACACCCUGGGCAAGCGGGAAGAAGACGAAGAAUAG
Messenger RNA from Aspergillus aculeatus ATCC 16872, 396 nucleotides. RefSeq lists its product as uncharacterized. Lineage: Eukaryota; Fungi; Ascomycota; Eurotiomycetes; Eurotiales; Aspergillaceae. The record is from RefSeq and is a predicted model, not a curated record. The coding region runs from base 1 to 396 and encodes 131 amino acids. The transcript has 2 exons.